Molecule: messenger RNA, 1801 nt
Organism: Rattus norvegicus (Norway rat)
Lineage: Eukaryota; Metazoa; Chordata; Mammalia; Rodentia; Muridae
Gene: Snapin
Product: SNAP-associated protein
Exons: 3
Coding region: 456-704 (82 amino acids)
Biological process (GO): intracellular protein transport
Cellular component (GO): Golgi membrane; cytosol; membrane
Source: RefSeq, marked validated
CGGCAGGCUGAGGGCGUCAGGGCAGUUCGCGAUGGCCGCGGCUGGUUCCGCUGCCGUGUCUGGGGCCGGGACCCCAGUGGCGGGGCCCACAGGCCGCGACCUCUUUGCCGAGGGGCUCCUGGAGUUCCUGCGACCUGCUGUGCAGCAACUCGACUCUCACGUGCACGCGGUCAGAGAAAGCCAAGUAGAGCUCCGGGAACAAAUUGACAACCUAGCUACAGGUGAGUGAGCACCCAAAAUACCUAGAAUCCCUGAUCUCGCUUUCAGGAACUGUUUUCCCAGGUUAGGCUAGGUUUCUGUCACUUGCUUCUCAAUAUCAGAACUACCCACGGACUCCGGGGAUAUUUUUAAGACAGAAUGGAAGAAGGGAAGGUGUGGAUCGCACAAGGCUGCAAGAGUAUUUUUCAUCCCAUUCCUUUCUUACGUUCCCUAAGAACAAAAAAAUGAGCCAUUAGAUGUUGGUUGCACAUUUCCUCUUUACAGAACUGUGCCGGAUCAAUGAGGAUCAGAAGGUGGCCCUGGAUCUGGACCCCUAUGUUAAGAAGCUGCUUAAUGCCAGGCGGCGAGUUGUCUUGGUCAACAAUAUUUUACAGAAUGCACAGGAACGACUAAGGCGGUUAAACCACAGUGUGGCCAAGGAAACAGCCCGCAGGAGAGCCAUGCUGGAUUCAGGAGUUUACCCUCCUGGUUCUCCAAGCAAAUAAGCCUGGACCUAUGACCAGAGUAUACAGUACUAUUCUCCAACAGCUUUGUCUUGGUAGACAGAAGAUUCCAGCAAAGUCUCCGUAGACCUUUGAUUUGUUUGCACUAUGUACUCAUUCAUGUAGCAGCCUCAAGAAAUAUGCAUACAGCAGGACUAUUCCUAAAGAACCUCCAUUACAGUGUCCUUCCAAGAAUGAGCCUCUACCUUUUGUUUUGUUUCUUGAGACAAGGUCUCAAUAUGUAAGGCAGGCUGGCCUCAAACAUAUUUUCUUGCCUUAGCCUCCUGAAUGCUGGGAUCAUAAUAGGCAUGUGUCAGGGUGCCUGGCUCAAGCCUUUGUACAUUUUCUCCCAAAGAAUGUUAAGUAAAUUAGGCAUCAUGUGCUAGAAAAUCUGGGAAGACACCAGAGAUUUAUUGCAGAAAGUACACUACUUCUCCCUCUCUGCCUCACCACAGUUCCUCUCAGAAGGUAAUAACCUUCCCAGAAUCAUCUUACACAUUUUUAGUGUUUAGGUUAGUUCCUAUUAACAAGUAUCACAACUAUUGCCUUCAUUCCUGCCCAAGGAGAGCAUGACAAAUAACAUGAGAAUCCAAGGUCAAGGGCAGAGCCUUGAUAGCUGAGAGCCCCUAAGCUUUUGUGAUUGUGUUUAGGCUACUACAUGUUUUAAGGGCUAGAGGGAUAGCUCAAUGGUUAAGAGCACUGGUGGUUCUUCCAGAUGGAGUUCAGUUCCUAGCACCCACAUGGUGAUUCCAGGUGAAUCCAAUGCCCUUGUCUGGCCUUUCUAGGUGUAGCACACAUACACACACGUUGCAGACAUACAUGCAGGUAAAACAUCCAUUCUCAUAAAAUAAAAAAUUAAAAGUUACAUAUUUAAGUGCUACCAUUUCGAGGCCUAGUUAGCCAGUGUUAACCAUACUGUUACUCUUAUUACUUGGGCCUGGGCAAAGUUUACCUGUAACUUAAUUUUGUUUACAAUUACAGACCUAGGUAAAGUCAAGAUAAAUAAUUUAUCCUCUUGACCACCCUGGCUUGACUAUGUUAAUAUUAAGUAUUACUCAGCAUUAUUAAUAAAUCCUUGCAAUGGUUAUUUUAACAAAAAA